CUAUCCGCCGUCUACCUCUCUCUCUCCCGCUGCCGAUGAGCGCCUGCUGCUACCUCUUUACGUCCCUGUUCUCAGAGAGCGGUGAAACUCCAGAGUAGCCUGCAGCCUCAGUCACAGAAACUCGGGUUUAUUUCAACUUUACUGCCAGUUGUGCGUGUGUCUGGACGUACAAGCUUUUUGUUAGCACACCGAAUUAACCGACAGUGACUCCGUAUAUACGCCAGCGGUCGGAACUUGAAUUAUGACGAUGAGCGAAAUGGGAGGAAAGUCGUUGCUAGCUUACUGAAGUUGGAGGUUCUCCUUGUGGAAGAGAAAGAGGUGGCGGACACCACGAGUUCACUCUCACAAUAAAAGAGUGAACCUAUCCUUCCAGCAGACCGCCCCCUUUUGGCUGGGUUAAGAUGAGUAUUACCAGUGACGAAGUGAACUUCUUGGUCUACAGAUACCUCCAAGAAUCAGGUUUCUCCCAUUCAGCAUUCACCUUUGGCAUUGAAAGCCACAUCAGCCAGUCUAACAUCAAUGGAACACUAGUGCCCCCUGCAGCUCUAAUCUCCAUUCUGCAGAAGGGGCUUCAGUAUGUGGAGGCAGAAAUCAGCAUCAAUGAGGAUGGUACUGUAUUUGAUGGUCGGCCAAUUGAGUCAUUGUCACUCAUUGACGCAGUGAUGCCUGAUGUGGUACAGACGCGGCAGCAGGCCUUCCGCGACAAGUUAGCCCAACAGCAGGCUGCCUGCGCCAUGGCAGCGUCCACCUCUGGAAACCAGUCUAAUCCACCAAAGAACGGAGAAGCCACUGUCAAUGGGGAAGAGAAUGGCACUCACAACAUGAACAACCACAAUGAGCCCAUGGAGAUGGAUGUGGAUGUCGAGAUACCAGCCAACAAAGCAACUGUGCUUCGAGGCCAUGAGUCGGAGGUGUUCAUCUGUGCCUGGAACCCUGUCAGUGAUCUGCUCGCCUCGGGCUCAGGGGACUCCACUGCCAGAAUCUGGAACCUCAAUGAGAACAACAACUCCAACUCCACCCAGCUGGUUCUUCGCCACUGUAUCCGAGAAGGUGGCCAGGAUGUCCCCAGCAACAAAGACGUCACAUCACUCGACUGGAAUAGUGAUGGGACGCUCCUGGCAACAGGUUCAUAUGAUGGAUUUGCCAGGAUAUGGACAAAAGAUGGAAAUCUGGCAAGCACCUUGGGGCAACACAAAGGGCCAAUAUUUGCACUGAAGUGGAACAAGAAGGGGAACUCGAUUCUCAGUGCUGGCGUAGAUAAGACGACAAUCAUUUGGGAUGCACACACAGGAGAGGCCAAGCAGCAGUUCCCUUUUCACUCAGCUCCAGCACUGGAUGUCGACUGGCAGAACAAUACUACCUUCGCCUCUUGCAGCACAGACAUGUGCAUCCAUGUAUGUCGCCUUGGCAACGACCGGCCUCUUAAGACUUUCCAGGGCCACACAAAUGAAGUUAAUGCCAUUAAAUGGGAUCCAUCAGGUAUGCUGCUUGCCUCCUGUUCAGAUGACAUGACCUUAAAGAUUUGGAGUAUGAAGCAGGAGUCAUGUGUCCAUGACCUCCAAGCACAUAGUAAAGAGAUCUACACUAUCAAGUGGAGCCCCACAGGCCCUGGCACGAGCAACCCCAACUCCAACAUCAUGCUCGCCAGCGCCUCUUUUGACUCAACAGUACGACUGUGGGAUGUCGAGCGGGGGGUUUGUAUUCACACACUGACAAAGCACCAGGAACCUGUCUACAGUGUGGCCUUCAGCCCCGAUGGCAAACACCUAGCCAGCGGCUCCUUUGAUAAGUGUGUCCACAUUUGGAACACUACGACUGGAGCUUUGGUGCACAGCUACAGGGGUACCGGUGGCAUUUUUGAGGUGUGUUGGAACAGCACUGGGGACAAAGUUGGUGCCAGCGCAUCUGACGGCUCGGUAUGUGUCCUUGAUCUCCGGAAAUAGCAGACUUGACUUUGGUGAAUCCUGGAAUGUGCAGCAAAUUGCCUUCUAUUCUCACAUCAGCAAACACUCUCGUUGCUCAAGAAGGGCUGUAAGGUGGAGUGAAACGUAACCGUCACAUGGGUAACACCAGACGAUUGCAGCAGCUUCUGUGGAGCCAGCACCAACUGAAUUCAGUGCACCUUACAGUUUGUUGAUGUGUGUUUUAUCAUGCGCCUAUUUGAGGCAUAAUGGAGGCCGGUUAAGAGAUCCCCCCAAGACUGGACUAAAUCCAACUCCCUCGGUGCAUCCGUGUUUUAAAAGUUUUCUAAUGAGGAAGCAUUGUGAUCCCUUUGGACGGCUCGUCCAGCUGUUGUCGGGGUAAGAGGAAAAACACACAACAGGGUUUUAGAAGAGAAAAGUGUUGAUGGGACGUGUGUGUUUGGCUGUACUAGGCAAGAAAUUCUGUAACAAAGGGUGAGGUUUAAGAAUUUCUUUGGGCAAAUGUUACAUCAUGUCCAAAAGAACCACCUGGGAACAUGAGAAAAGUAACAUGAAUACUGAAGUACUGAUAUUGUCUGUCGACAGGGUGCUUAACUUCUCCUCAGUGGAGAAUAGUUUGUUUCAAGAGUACUUCUGCUUUUUUUGUCUGUUUUCCACAGAUGGACUUUUGAAAGUCAAACCUGAAUGUGUCGCUACAAGGUAGUUCUUAGCUCAAGUUUAACAUCAGGGCAACAAAAGAAAAACCUGCCAAGAAAUAGUCCUAACCUCUGAAAAUGUCCUGCUUAAUUCAGUCGAGAUUAGAAAAUGUCAUUUUGUGGACAAGAUGUGAAAAGUGUGGUUUACAAAGAGAAUUUUCUCCCUUUUGGAUGUAAAUUUAAAGAAUGUAAAGAUAUGUAAAUUAGAUUAAUACACAGACUUAUAUACUGUGUAUAUAUGUUUAUAUACAGUAAACUUUAUUGCCAUCCUGAGGGGGCUCAUUAAUGGCUAAAGCUGUCACAUCUGUGCUGAUAAUUGAUGGAUCAUCUUUUUUUUUCUUUUUUUUUUUAAAGUGCGUGUUUCAUCAGCUUCCUUUACUGUUUUGCUACUGUCAGCCACUCAUAACCAGCACAUCAUGUUAUCAUUUCGAGUCUGUUGCAAAAGGAUUUGAAGGAGAUUUCAGUAACUUUUCUUUCCUCUAUUAAUUGCUAAAAAGCUUCCAAAAAAAGUGUGCACCUCUUUACCGGCAUUCAGGGAAUUAUCUGGUCAACAGGAGAGGAAAACUCACCUCACUGUCCCACAUGUAAGAGAAGAAUCCAGACCUAAGCGGAGAAACAAGUUUGCCUUUUCGAGCAUCACCAUGGUUUCUCUUUGGCACUUUCUUCCGACUGAGCUACUGAAAAUUCAGAGCACAUUUUGACCAGAAAGUGUAAGGUCAAGCAAAGUCCUGCUGUUGCUUAGAGCUAUGAUUGAACUCUUGUUACGUCCCACUCAAUGCUACCAGCUGAACAGACUGUGUCACGUAUAUAAUGUCUGUAAUGUGGGUGAACGUCAGCGGUGUGUCUACCCUCUGCUUACUCAGAUAUGUAAAAUGAAAGACUAUCCUCAACUAACAUGCCACCACUUUGAUUUGCCUUUUUUUUUUUUUUUUUUUUUUUUUUUACUUUUCAUUCGGUUUCUUUUAGAGCAAUAUUAAGUGCACUUUUUGUCAUGGCAAGUUUGGCAAAUGUUCAUAUUUUGCUGAAAGUGAAGGGCCAAGGGUUUGUUUGUGUCUUUUUGUUUAGUCACAAUUGUCUGUUUAAGGGUGGAUCUUUGUUUUCUGACGUUUUCAUUUGCUGAGAGCCAUUAUCGUCUGUGUCAGACUGAGAAUUGGGCUGUUAGUUGUUAGCCAUCAUCGUGUGCUGAGGAGCCUAGUAUGGACUAAGUGCUGUGACAGCUAUUAUCUCCCCCUUACCCUGGUCCAGGGUGUGGACACCUGUUUCCAAGACAAAAUGUUGAAGUCAUUCAGUGUCUCAAAUAAAUCACUCUAUUUUGAUAUCUGAAAA
Messenger RNA from Sphaeramia orbicularis (orbiculate cardinalfish), 3943 nucleotides. RefSeq names its product transducin beta like 1 X-linked (gene tbl1x). The record is from RefSeq and is a predicted model, not a curated record. Gene Ontology annotation, biological process: regulation of transcription by RNA polymerase II. Gene Ontology annotation, cellular component: histone deacetylase complex. NCBI's taxonomy places the organism in Eukaryota, Metazoa, Chordata, Actinopteri, Kurtiformes, Apogonidae. Gene Ontology annotation, molecular function: protein binding; transcription corepressor activity. The transcript has 15 exons. The coding region runs from base 402 to 1943 and encodes 513 amino acids.